Molecule: messenger RNA, 6207 nt
Organism: Anolis sagrei ordinatus
Lineage: Eukaryota; Metazoa; Chordata; Lepidosauria; Squamata; Anolidae
Gene: RBFOX2
Product: RNA binding fox-1 homolog 2
Biological process (GO): nervous system development; regulation of alternative mRNA splicing, via spliceosome
Cellular component (GO): cytoplasm; nucleus
Molecular function (GO): mRNA binding
Source: RefSeq, a predicted model, not a curated record
ACUGACGCACCUAGUGCCCAAAACGUAUAUCCUUUUGGCUCUUAUGUGCUUGCUCGCUUGCUGCCUCCCUCUUUGCCCAUUACUGCAUUCCCUUCUUCCUGGCUGUCAUUCUGCUUGCUUCUGGGAAUUGCAGGACAGUUGCUCGUUUUCAGUUUAGGAAUCCUGAUAUAAGAGCUUCUGUCGUUCCAUGUGCAUUUAGGUAUAGCAGCCCUGAAGCUACUGGGAAAGGCAGAAGGUCUGAAGCCAGUUAGACCGUUUAUGUACAUUUUGAGCUAAGCUAGUAUCAACCUGUGUAUAGACCCAGAGGCCUGAGCCAAGUAUUGCACCGCACUGCCAGGGACCUGUGUAUAAGACUGCAAGAGGGGGAAACGCAGACUCAGAGUUCCUGUUUCUUUGUCUGCCUGCUGUGCAGCUGGAGAACCCUUUGGCUAUGUAUGGUGUAUACUGUAUGGAUUACCAAUACCCAGUUGUGCAGGGUAAUCAGGAGCCAACAGCCACUCCUGACACAAUGGUCCAGCCAUUCACCACAAUCCCAUUCCCGCCUCCCCCACAGAAUGGGAUCCCCACAGAGUAUGGGGUACCCCACUCUCAGGACUAUGCAGGCCAGACCAGCGAGCACAAUCUGACAAUCUAUGGAAGUACACAGGCGCAUGGAGAACAGAACACAAGUACAGCAACCACACAGAAUGGAUCUCUUACGCAGACAGAAGGAGGAGCACAGACAGACGGCCAGCAGUCACAGACACAAAGCAGUGAGAAUACAGAGAGCAAAUCUACUCCAAAGCGGCUGCAUGUCUCCAACAUACCCUUCCGCUUUCGGGAUCCUGACCUCCGGCAGAUGUUUGGGCAAUUUGGCAAAAUCCUUGAUGUAGAGAUAAUCUUCAAUGAACGUGGCUCCAAGGGAUUCGGGUUCGUAACUUUCGAGAAUAGUGCUGAUGCAGACAGGGCCAGGGAGAAAUUACACGGCACCGUGGUAGAGGGCCGUAAAAUCGAGGUUAAUAAUGCUACUGCACGAGUGAUGACAAAUAAGAAGAUGGUUACACCAUAUGCAAAUGGCUGGAAGUUGAGCCCUGUGGUUGGAGCAGUUUAUGGCCCUGAAUUAUAUGCAGCAUCCAGUUUUCAAGCAGAUGUCUCGCUGGGCAAUGACGCUGCAGUGCCCCUGUCAGGAAGGGGGGGUAUUAACACUUACAUUCCUUUAAUCAUUCCCGGCUUUCCUUAUCCAACUGCAGCCACCACAGCAGCCGCAUUCAGGGGAGCUCAUUUGAGGGGCCGGGGUCGGACAGUCUACGGUGCAGUGCGAGCAGUACCUCCAGCAGCCAUCCCAGCCUACCCAGGAAUAGUCUUACAGGAACCAAUCAUUAGCGCUAAAAUACCUCAGGGUGGAUAUGCAGCCUACAGAUAUGCACAGCCUGCUACCGCCACAGCAGCCACUGCUGCUGCAGCCGCUGCAGCGGCUUACAGUGAUGGUUAUGGCAGGGUGUAUACAGCAGACCCUUACCACGCCCUUGCCCCUGCUGCUAGCUAUGGAGUUGGCGCUGUGGCAAGUUUAUACCGAGGAGGCUACAGCCGAUUCGCCCCUUACUGAAGUGACAUGAGCCCCCCUGCAAAUGGGACAGCCCCCCCAGUUCAUGAGGCCUGGCUAUUGCAAUAUUUACUAGUAGAGGAACUCUAUAGCAAGAAGAGGAGGAAAACAAAAGAAAAAACAAGAGAAAUACUUUUUUAUACCUCACUAUGUUCUUUGAAUAUGUAUUUUUUCCUUUAAAUUUCUGCCUUUAAUUCUUUUGUUCCAAAGAUUGUGCAUUUUUGGGUUGUUGGUUUUUUUUGGGUUGUUUUUUUUAACUGUGGUAAACAUAAUGAAUUUCCAUGUCUGUAUAUUCGUAGCUUAUCCUACCAAUCACAAAAGAGAUUAAUAGAGCUAAGGAGCAUCCUUAGGAAACAGUAUCAUGGAAUUAAAUCAGGAACAUGCAGGCGUUUAUAUUUCACAUGGGUCUGGUGCCUGAGGCCUGCAGUGACAUAAGGAAGAUCCCCUCUCCCCCCGAGGGCCAUGCUCAUUGGCUGCAGCUGGAACCUGCAUGCUGUUGGAGACCCAAAUGUCCCCCAUUUUAUUGCCUUCUGGCACACAUGGGCUCAGGACAGUUCCAGAAGCAUCAAGAUUUUACAAUUUUCAAGACAAUGCUCCUCAAAGCUGCCCAAAGACUUUGUCUCUUAAUGGUUUUAGGGGUCAAGACUUGAAACGAAUAUUUGAUCUUACUGCUUCUCUUCAUACACUUUACUUUAGUGAUUAUUGCCCCUCUACCAAGGCUCUCCUCUGUUUCUUUCACUUGCUGUGGUCUUCCUGUCUAUCCACCCUCUCCCUUUUUUCUGUUCUGGAGGAGCAGCAGACAGGAGACAAUGACUAUCACACCUGAAGCCAUGGCAAAGAGAGUUCUCUCUGAGAUAAUCAGGAAUCUGAUGGCGGAACUGCAACACAUUCCGAAGUUAGAAUUGAACAAUGAUGGAGAAAGCUCUCAACGAUUAGACUCUUCAAAGGUCCAAGACCUUCUUUUCAUCAUGAGCUGAUUAGCUCGGCUGCAAGAAUGCUACUGAAAAAAUGCAUGAGAAGAAGACAGAAAAGGUGUUCUGAUACAUGAUCCCAAAAAAGUGGCAGAAUUGGUGGUGACAAUCUUCUGUGUCACAGCACUAUUCUGUAAGUCACCCUUAUAUAGCUUUGGCAUCUGGAGAAAUCCAAACACGUUUCAAAACAAUUUAAAAAGAGGAAACUUUUGCCUUGAUACACAGCCCAGAACCUUUAGGGGGUUAUCUAUCAUCUCCCACCACACUCUAGAGAGAAAAAUCUGCAUCCAUUCUGCUCAGCUUGCAGAAGUAUUGCAAGUUUUUAGCUGAGAGGGGCGUUUGGAAGACUCGGAGCGCAGAGAUUUGCUCCCUUAGAUUUUUUUUAAAAAAAAAUGUAUGUGGAAUGCCCUUUAUUUAAUGCAGUGGGUGCCUUGUAAGUUACUAUAGAAGCAUGCAUUUGACAACAAGCCACUGCUUUCAAAUAUCUGCCGCUAAUUUUGGAAGUUGAACUAGCAGAAGAGAUCCUGCAUUACCCUCUGAGCUUUCACAACUUUCUUGGCACCUCUUGCAGAUUUUCUGCAGCUUUUACCUUUAAUAAAGCCCUACCUGUUAGAGAAGCACAAUUCCCUUUGGCUCCAUGGCCUGCCUAAAUUGGUACUGGGUGACAUUUCACCCUUGAAAGGGCAGCUAGAGGGUGGACCUGUAGCUGAAGCCUGCUCAGUUCAUUUCAUCAUCAGUCUACUGAUGUCGAUAUAGGAACAGAGACAUCCUGAAACACUUCAAUGAGCUGGACUAUUGAGGAGACAAACUGAUCCAGCCUCACAUGGCUCUCAUCUUUGCCCCCGCUCCUUGUUGUACCCUCUUUAGUGCUUGCACCGAGGAUGCUGGAGAGGAAGCCUGAAGAGAGACAGGCACGGAAAAUCUUAAUUAAGCUAGAGACUCUAACAGUGUUCAUUCUCUGGAACAAGUUGACACCAAACUGCCAGCCUGUUGGCCACUUCUAUUUCUGUUUUUUGUUGUCUUAUUUUUCAAGCCAAAGUUUGGUUUGUUGCUAUUAUGACAAUUUCUGUUGUUUUUGUAUAUAAAUAUUUUAGUUAGCUUGAAAAGGGGGGAGAGGGGAAUGAGGGGUGCCUGGGCUUUCACAAAAUCAAGGAAAUGAGGAAGCAAGGCUUUCCUAGCUUACCUAAAUGUUUUGGUCUUAGCAGAAGGCUGUUAUCACCACAGAGCAGUUGAGGGUGGAAUUGGACUUAAUUCCUCCCCAAGGAACAAGACACAGCAAAGAUCUCUGAAAUGGAUUAGCAACUGUGUGAUAGGAAAAUCUCUGUGUUAAUGUUACAGAAAGUGAUGCAGACUGCAUAGCUCUUCCCAAUAUAAUUGGGUCAGCUUAGCUGUCUUGCAUAUCAAAUACCGAAUACAUUGGAUACCCAUGGAUUUUACAGGCUGUGCAGCUCCUCAGUUAAGGAAGCUGAGUACCACUCAAUGCAGGUCAUAAAAGACUGAGUGGCAUCAAUAUCCCAUCCUGUUAGAAAUAUUUCCUAGUUUGAGAAUCAUCUGCUCCAUUUAAGUUGUAUCGGUACUAAGGUCACCUGCACUGAAGUCACCUGCAGGCUAACAUUAGACAAGCCACUUCCCUUGCCUAUUUUUGUAUCUGUAAGAUGAAAAGGCAAAGUAGCCCCUCUUUUGUGAAACACAGUGAGAUCUGUAGUAAAGAACACUAUUGUUAACAGUACAUUCAUGCCUCCAUAACUCUUAAAAUGUCCAACAAACUGAUUUUGUAAUAUAGCAGCUCUUUAGCCAUUUACCUGAUGGUUUCACAAAUAUCCUAGACAUCUAAAUAGAAUGGAUUCAAAGCUAAGGCUUUGUGUAUUUUCCUACAGCCCCUGUCCCAUGUCUAGUCAGUGUGAGGGGCUCUUAGAUAUCAAGAAUGGGAACCAAAUUUGGGUGACAUCUUUUUUCAUUGUGUCCCACACCUAAACAAAAAGAGUUUGCAAGCAGCUAGGGGAAUACAUAUAAUGCUGCUUACCAACUCCAACAUGUGAGGGAUCCUGAGCACUGUGGGGGGAGAGGCUUGUGUAAGGACGUGUUGCCUGUUUGCACUGGUUUUAAAAUGGGGAGGGGGGAAUCAAAAUCCUAGUAGACAGAGAACUGGUGUAAAGGUUUUGUGUGUUUUUAUUUUUGUCAUGCUUUUGAGAAUGUCAAAUAGGUUUGCAGUAUACACCAGUAUACUUGAUUCUUUGUUGGAUAAAACACUAUUUUCAUGAAGUUAUUGUCUGAAGAGUCCAGCCCCCUCCCUACACCCUGCUUUACCCUAAUCUGGUCCUGUUUGGAAAUUGCUUUUAUUUACAGUGUAAUAAAACGAAACCUCCAGUAAUUGAGGCAAACUAUUUUCUCGUAGUCAGAGUGAAAAUGGUCUUUCUAGUGUGUUUUGCUAGUGUUCUCCCCUCCCCCACCCCAUAUACCUCCCCCGACUUUCCCAUCUUAAUUUUAAGAUGGUGAGAACAUCACUGCUACAUAGGGGAAUGGAAGAAAACUGCAGAAAGGUAUCCACAUUCAGAGCUGGCUGCCAUAAAUAACCAGACACUACAGAAAUGUUGGCAAUCCUUCUGCAGUAAAUUUUGUCCAUAUUUCCAGGCCACCGCCAGUUGGAGAUUAUUAGGGAGUCGUUUAAGACAAGUUGAUUCAAAACACUGCCAGUUGACAAUGACUGGAAACUGAAGUUUUCUUUCUUUUUUAAAAAAUCCUGCACUCUAGCAGUUGCAAUCUUUCCUGCCAACUUUAUUUUCCUAAAGCCGUCCACUGGAGUAUUCAUUUGGCGAGGAGUCUGCAUCAUGUCACUUAGUUAACGGUUACUUUUUUAAAAAAAGGAAAAUUGGGGUUUUUCCCUUUUGGAUGGAACACUAAAAGGCCUUUACUGCUUUUUGAGGAAGAACUGUCAAGGAAUAUAUCCCUACAUUCAGCAUAGCUAUGCAUUGCAGUUUUGCCAUCUUGGUUUGACUGGGGUUUACGAAGUGAUCCUUCCAGAUUUUUUUUUGAACGAAUGAAUGAAUAAAAUAACUAGGGCAAAGCUGACCCAAUAAAUAUUUUUAGGCAGAAUGAUUAGACAGUACUGAGAUGACUGUAAGUUUAGAGACUACCCAGAAUGAAUAGGUAACACUCCAAACUGAUCACUGAGAGGCCUAAAAUGCUCCAGGCAGACUUAGCCUCGUCUUGCAGUCUGUCCUGCACCUCUUUCCUUGCCAGGUACCUAUGGGACAUAGGAUACAUUGUAGUCUCUCUUCCUCUGGAUCAUUUCCCAGGUUGACCAGGGUCUUGUUUACCUGUGCACUCUGGAAAAGGAGUAUCUGGAUUUCAGGACAUUGUGGCCGUCUCUAACACCCCCAACCCCAUCCCCUUUUAAGUAUCAUAUUGUACAGUAGCUUUCAAACCAUACAGUAUUCAUUGGGUUACUCUUAUUAUUAUCAAGUAGCUGGAAUUGUGAAGGUCGGAGUAGUUAGAAUUUUAGCUUUUAUUCCUUUUUUUUGUAUUACUAUCCAUGUGUAUAAAUUAUUGAUCAUGUUGCUGGCUUUUAUAAACUCUAAAGCAAGGGAGGAGCCCUUCCUCACCCUUUGCGAAUGGUAAUGAAGCACUGUUUUUAAAUAAAAGAGAGAAACACCA